This is a messenger RNA of Boeremia exigua, 1313 nucleotides long. RefSeq lists its product as uncharacterized. The record is from RefSeq and is a predicted model, not a curated record. Bases 110 to 1186 code for a protein of 358 amino acids. NCBI's taxonomy places the organism in Eukaryota, Fungi, Ascomycota, Dothideomycetes, Pleosporales, Didymellaceae. The transcript has 2 exons.
UUUGGGAGUACCUGCUAACCGACUACUCGUUGCGCUUACACACCGGCGCACACCUGACGGACCGCCCCGAGUAUUACUGGACCACACAGCUCUGAUAUAGAAGGGCAUUAUGAUGCGUUCAAGGAUCGUGAGGCUCGCUGUUGCGGUCGCUGCUUGCCAGCUUUUGUCAACAGUCUCGGCACAGUCCAUCUCCUCAGAUCAGGUCGUCUCCUCGUUAUCGCCCAUCACCUCAGGAUCGCCCGAGCAAACACGACCCGUCGCCUCACUCUCCUCGGCUGCGGCCAGCCUGAGAAGUUCAGCUACCACAUUGAGUUCAUCGGCGACACCAAGCGCGUCUAGCGAGCCGCAGGUGCAUCUCAUCAAAGCAGGAUCCGGGGGAUUCAAGUUCACACCGCAAGAGUUGACUAAUGUCUCUGUCGGCGACACAGUGACCUUCGAAUUCUACCCCCCAGACCACUCGGUCGUUCAGGCCGAGUUUGGCAGUGCAUGCGUUCCAUACAGUUAUGCCGACAAGGACCACGCUGGCAAAGGCUUCUGGACAGAAACGCAAUGGGUCAACGAUACCAGCCAAAUCACACAUUACAACAUCACCAUCAACGACACCGCACCAAUCUUCUUCUACUGCGCCGCUCCCAACUCCUGCAUUGGUGAGCUCAUGGUCGGCGCUAUCAACGCCAACUCAACCCAAACUCUUGCCUCCCAGAUCCAAGCAGCAAAGGACGCCGACUUCCAGCUAGCCGUCGGUGACCCUGUGCCCCAGGAAGCCACCUCCACCAUCCUGAACGGCCCGACCGGUUCGUCCACAGCUUCCUCGUCUUCAGGCGGCGGAUCACACCUCUCCGGCGGCGCAAUCGCGGGUAUUGUAGUCGGCGCAGUCGCAUUCCUGGUCAUCUGCGCUGCGCUGUUCUUCUACGUCGGGCGCUCCAAGAGUCUCAAGGAAGUCAUCAAGCGACAAGAUGCCAACGCGACAGGCAACAGGAACUCGACGCCGGGACCGGAUAUGGGCUACAUGGCGCACGACCAGGUGCCCAGGUUUGGUAGCCCCGCGCCGCCGUACGGCCAGCAUAAUGUCGGCGAGCAGUACCCCAGUGGGUGGCAGGGCAGCCCGCAGAUGCACCAGGGCCACCUGAGCAUGCAGAGUCAGGCGAGUGGGAUGAGCCAGGAACAGUACGUAUUGCCGCGAUGAUGUGGGAGGGUUCAAAUCACGGACGCGAGACUGACUGAAAAUAGACUGGACUACUACAAGCACACGCAAGGGCAGACGUCGCCCGCUGAACUGCACUCGCCACAGCCCGGCCAGCAGGAGUUCCGGG